Messenger RNA from Delphinapterus leucas (beluga whale), 567 nucleotides. It is a transcript of the gene MYL5, whose product is annotated as myosin light chain 5. Gene Ontology annotation, molecular function: calcium ion binding. The record is from RefSeq and is a predicted model, not a curated record. Lineage: Eukaryota; Metazoa; Chordata; Mammalia; Artiodactyla; Monodontidae.
UUGGUGCUCUCGUCUCAGGCCAGCAGGAAGGCCAAGAAGAAGGAGGGGGGGGCCCUGCGGGCCCAGAGGGCGUCAUCCAAUGUCUUCUCCAACUUUGAGCAGACCCAGAUCCAGGAGUUCAAGGAGGCGUUCACACUCAUGGACCAGAACCGAGACGGCUUCAUUGACAAGGAGGACCUGAAGGACAUCUACGCCUCCCUGGGCAAAACCAACGUCAAGGAAGAGGAGCUGGACGCCAUGCUCAGGGAGGCCUCGGGGCCCAUCAACUUCACCAUGUUCCUGAACAUGUUUGGGGAGAAGCUGAGCGGCACGGAUGCCGAGGAGACCAUCCUCAACGCAUUCAAGAUGCUGGACUCCGACGGCAAAGGCAGCAUCAACAAGGACUACAUCAGGCGGCUGCUCGUGUCCCAGGCCGACAAGAUGACCGCUGAGGAGGUUGACCAGAUGUUCCAGUUCUCCACCAUCGACGCUGCAGGCAACCUGGACUACAAGGCACUGAGCUACGUGCUCACCCACGGGGAGGCGGAGUGAGGGGCACCCCUCCCCCAAUGGGCCGCGGCCAGUUCA